AUGACGAAAGGUGGGAAAGUAGCUGUGACUAAGGGCUCAGCACAGAGUGAUGGUGCUGGUGAGGGAGGGAUGAGUAAGGCCAAGUCAUCCACUACGUUCGUCGCCACUGGCGGUGGUUCUUUGCCUGCCUGGGCGCUAAAGGCUGUAAGCACGGUUGUGAGUGCAGUGAUUCUUAUAUACUCUGUCCAUCGUGCUUACGAUAUACGACUUACUUCUGUCCGUCUUUAUGGUGAGCUUAUUCACGAGUUCGACCCUUGGUUCAAUUACCGUGCAACGCAGUACCUCAGCGACAACGGGUGGCGUGCUUUUUUCCAAUGGUACGACUACAUGAGCUGGUACCCGCUUGGCCGACCGGUGGGCACAACCAUCUUCCCCGGAAUGCAGCUUACCGGUGUAGCCAUUCAUCGUGUGCUGGAAAUGCUCGGGCGAGGUAUGUCCAUCAACAAUAUCUGUGUGUACAUUCCUGCAUGGUUCGGUAGUAUUGCCACUGUGUUGGCUGCUCUCAUUGCGUACGAAUCAUCUAAUUCGCUCAGUGUCAUGGCGUUUACUGCGUACUUUUUUUCCAUCGUACCUGCACACCUGAUGCGAUCAAUGGCUGGUGAAUUUGACAAUGAGUGUGUUGCAAUGGCGGCGAUGCUUCUGACGUUCUACAUGUGGGUACGAUCGUUACGCAGCUCAAGUUCGUGGCCCAUUGGCGCUUUAGCUGGUGUGGCAUACGGGUACAUGGUGUCCACGUGGGGUGGUUAUAUUUUCGUGCUGAACAUGGUAGCCUUCCACGCUUCUGUAUGUGUACUGCUUGAUUGGGCUCGUGGGACAUACAGCGUCAGUUUGCUGAGGGCGUAUUCACUGUUUUUUGUCAUUGGCACUGCCCUUGCGAUUUGCGUACCACCAGUGGAGUGGACGCCCUUCCGGUCGCUGGAGCAACUGACAGCAUUGUUUGUCUUCGUUUUCAUGUGGGCACUCCACUACUCGGAAUACCUGCGUGAGCGUGCCCGAGCGCCCAUUCACUCUUCUAAAGCACUUCAGAUCCGUGCCCGCAUUUUCAUGGGCACCCUCUCCUUGCUGUUGAUUGUAGCUAUCUACCUAUUUUCGACAGGAUACUUCAGGCCGUUUUCUUCUCGUGUCCGUGCGUUGUUCGUGAAACAUACGCGUACCGGAAAUCCCCUCGUGGAUUCUGUGGCUGAGCACCAUCCGGCGUCGAAUGAUGAUUUCUUUGGUUACCUUCAUGUAUGUUACAACGGCUGGAUAAUUGGCUUUUUCUUCAUGUCCGUGUCGUGCUUUUUCCAUUGUACACCGGGAAUGUCGUUCCUGCUGUUGUACUCUAUACUUGCGUACUACUUCUCUCUCAAGAUGAGUCGUCUGCUGUUACUUUCUGCACCUGUGGCUUCCAUACUCACUGGCUAUGUUGUGGGAUCUAUUGUUGACCUCGCAGCAGAUUGUUUCGCCGCUUCCGGAACAGAGCACGCCGACAGUAAGGAGCAUCAAGGGAAAGCCCGUGGUAAGGGACAGAAGGAACAAAUCACUGUCGAGUGUGGGUGCCAUAAUCCCUUCUACAAAUUAUGGUGCAAUUCAUUUUCCUCCCGCCUGGUAGUUGGUAAGUUUUUUGUCGUUGUUGUCCUUUCCAUCUGUGGACCCACAUUUCUUGGGUCUAACUUCCGGAUAUAUUCUGAGCAAUUCGCAGACAGCAUGUCGAGCCCCCAGAUUAUAAUGAGGGCAACUGUCGGUGGACGACGAGUUAUCUUGGAUGAUUACUACGUGUCGUACUUGUGGCUGCGAAACAAUACGCCUGAAGAUGCCCGUAUUCUCUCAUGGUGGGACUACGGGUAUCAAAUCACUGGAAUUGGCAAUCGCACAACCCUUGCGGAUGGUAACACAUGGAAUCACGAGCACAUAGCAACUAUUGGGAAGAUGCUUACAUCCCCUGUGAAGGAGUCACAUGCUCUUAUACGCCAUCUCGCUGAUUAUGUGCUGAUAUGGGCCGGUUAUGAUGGCAGCGAUUUACUUAAAUCGCCACACAUGGCUCGGAUAGGCAACAGUGUAUAUCGCGAUAUAUGCUCAGAGGAUGAUCCGCUGUGUACGCAGUUCGGGUUUUAUAGUGGUGACUUCAGUAAACCUACGCCUAUGAUGCAGCGGUCCCUAUUAUACAAUCUGCACAGGUUUGGUACGGAUGGCGGGAAGACACAACUGGAUAAGAACAUGUUUCAGCUCGCCUACGUGUCAAAGUAUGGUUUGGUGAAGAUCUACAAGGUGAUGAAUGUGAGUGAAGAGAGCAAGGCGUGGGUUGCAGACCCAAAGAACCGUAAGUGCGAUGCACCUGGAUCUUGGAUAUGCACCGGCCAGUACCCGCCAGCGAAGGAGAUCCAAGACAUGUUAGCGAAGAGGAUUGACUACGAACAACUCGAGGAUUUCAACCGCCGCAAUCGAAGUGACGCUUAUUAUCGUGCGUAUAUGCGUCAGAUGGGUUAG
Trypanosoma brucei brucei TREU927 is the source of this 2466-nucleotide messenger RNA. RefSeq names its product oligosaccharyl transferase subunit, putative (gene Tb927.5.900). NCBI's taxonomy places the organism in Eukaryota, Euglenozoa, Kinetoplastea, Trypanosomatida, Trypanosomatidae. Bases 1 to 2466 code for a protein of 821 amino acids. Gene Ontology annotation, cellular component: membrane. Gene Ontology annotation, molecular function: oligosaccharyl transferase activity. The transcript has a single exon. The record is from RefSeq and is a predicted model, not a curated record.